UGUUGUUCGUAACAGCAGUGUUAUGGUUUUGUGUAAUGAACACAACCCACUGACAGGCUUUGAAAGUCAAUGUGAUUUCUUUGUUCCAAGACUUUAAGCUUAAGAAAAAACAGACAAAAUGGUGAAUCUCGGUAUCAGGAGAGUGGACGACGCUCUUGUCGCCAAACACCCGGGUUUGGAGAGUUAUGCUGCUUGUCAGUCUCGUGCCUUCAUGAAGGGGACAGGUGCCUUUGUCCUUGGAGCGACUGGUUUAUUUGCCCUUCAGUGGGCAUUACAGAGGAGGCUUCCUUAUCCUCUUCAAUGGAACCUGUUCAUUUCAGUAGUUGCGUCCUCAGUGGGCAGUUAUGCAGUGACUCGCCGGGAAAGUCAGAAAUGCUCAGAUCUCUGGAUGUUGCUGGAAACAGGAAAAAUCCCAGACAGAUCUCCACAACUGCAGCCAAAACCAGAAGAAUCGAAGACACCUGGGGAAACAAAAUAUGGUCGCUGGACGGGACUGCCAGUGGUUUCAGUGGAGCAAAUAUAAUCCAACAAAAACUCAGAAAAAUCCUCUGUACAGUGGGACUGAUAAACAUGCAGGCAAGGACAUUACAGGGAGUCCUUUGUGACAGAGUGACAGUAUCUUCAUCAUUCAUCACUGCGUACGUUGGUGCUCGCGAUGAUGGGAUGGGCGAGUUCAUGUCUGAGCAGGCCACAGAUAAACACGGGCCUGUGCAGUGACUGGAAGUUUCGCUUCAUGACUCAUCGUUGAAAAGGGAGAAACAGAAAAAAGUGCCACUGAUGUGUGAGAAAUGGCUGCAAUUUGUUUUGACUGUGCAUGUGGGGUAGGAUUUGAAUUGUGAGCAGGGUGUGAAUUCAGAGCAAAGGGUCAGGAACACAGGUCAGGGCUAUUUUUGAAAAGUGUGACCAGAUCAAUAAUUAUCUUAAAAUGUAUUGAUUGUUAUUAUUAUUAUUAUUAUUAUAAUAGGUUAGGGUUUGUUUUUAGGUACAACAUUUUCACCUCAGCACAUUAUCUUUAAUUCCAGCAUAAAAUUAUACAGUAUAUGUAUAACACAAUAUGUUAAAAAGGUCAUUGCAUUUUCUUUUUAAUGUAACCUUUAUUUAUACAGGUCAUCCCAUUGAGACACAGUGAUUCAUGUCAAGAACAACAUAACAGUAUAACACAGAAUUACAGACAACUCAACAAACAAAUUAAAAUACUAGAACCAGCAGCAAAUUCCCAAAUAUGUCUUCUCCAGUGACAAUAAUUUUUAAAUCCUCUCAGGGAAUCAGGCUAGACAACCCGAGGGGCAGAGUUGGAAAAUGCCUUUUUGCCAAGCUCUGUGCGGACAGACAGUAAAAGUGAACUAAGUUAUGUGUUACUGCGUAACAUGUAGGAGGAUAAAUAUGUGGGCAGCAGGCCUAGGAUAGAUUUUUUUUUAAAUGAAACCGUACCAAUGCAAGAGUUUGUGCAUGGACAAUGAUGACCAGCGGAUACAUAUGGCAACUCUAUAGUCCUAUCAAGCCACUUGAUAUGACAGACUAGCAAUAAAUCAAUAACAUGGAAAAGGCCACACAGUGGAGCUUGUGGCUUCCACUGUUGCCUCAUAGCAAGAAGGUUGCUGGUUUCCUCCAAUGUGUCCAAAAAACAUAGUUAUUCAUCUCUGUAUGUUGACCCCGUGAUGGACAUAACACUGCAUCAUGUUUAGAUCAUGUUGCAGUUCAAUUGUUGUUUAAAUACAUUUAAAUAAACAUGAAUACAUGAAAAU
Molecule: messenger RNA, 1745 nt
Organism: Solea solea (common sole)
Lineage: Eukaryota; Metazoa; Chordata; Actinopteri; Pleuronectiformes; Soleidae
Gene: tmem141
Product: transmembrane protein 141
Exons: 7
Coding region: 119-523 (134 amino acids)
Source: RefSeq, a predicted model, not a curated record